AGGUCGGUGGCGGACGGUGCGAUUUCGUUUCGAGAGGUUGUGGAAUGCCGUUUGUGCGCUGGACUGAAUUGCGGUGGUUUAUUUUUUAUUUUGCGAACCGAAGGACAGUGGAUGGCGCGCGGCGGUUUUGGAGGCCAGAGGUUCGAAGAAUCUACAAAGUGGCAUGCAAAAGCUGUGCGGCGCUGGACUGCAGUGUGGUUGAGAAUGCAGUAAUCGAGCAGUUAUUUGAUUGCGCUCGAAGGUGAGGGGCGAGCGAAGAGCAGCGGUGAGAGAAGGAAGGAAUGCAGAGCAAAUAAGAAUAAGAAGACGCAAGAUGACGAAGAACACCCGUCGCAUUCCACGUAUUCUUUCGUUAUUACAAUCUAUCCACAUUCCUUUCCUUUUGGAGGUGAAACGAUGAAGCAGGGGGUAGAGUUGAUGGAAACGUAACUUUCGAUUGGAACAAUAAAAGCAGCACUUAGAGAUGCCUCACAUGUUACAGUAACUUGCAGUCAAGUGGAAUAACAUCAAGUGCAUACAUAUCUUAGUUGUAUGAACAAGGUGGAAUAUUAUCAAGUGAUCACAAACAAUUUAAUGUGAACGAAUCGAAAAAAUCGCGAACCCAACCAACAGAAAUUAAGCCAACAAUAAAUCAAACGAAUGUGAAUUAAAUUCCAAGUGAAAUAACAAAUCGACGAAAAUAGACGUGCCUUAUCACUCCAAGCAUCGAACCUUAAUUCCACGAACCGAAUCCCAAAAAUCAAGUGAAUGCCCAUAGAGAACAAACGCCGUUUCCGUCAUCGCCAUCAUGUCUCACUCCCACGGUCUUGUCCGGUACUCGCAGUACUCGUCUUCCGGAGGGGCGGGUCCCCAGACGAGCAACAGCUCUGCGUCCAAACCGAUGCCAUCGUCGAGCGCUAGCAGCGGAAGACCCUCAUCGGCUGCUGCUCAGCCCCCUCCAGGUCAACCGCAAAUUCCUCCACCGCCGGCGGUGCGGCCUCCUAUGCUGGUAACCUCGUCUGGGUGCUCGAUGCUUCCGCCGAGUCCACCAUUGCCACCGUCGGCCCAAUCCGGUUCCGGAUCUAGCAGCCCUCAACAAGCUCAACAGCAGUGCCAAACCACGCAAACCUCGGUUCCUUCGAGUCCCAAGUACUCCGCUAUGGCCAGCAGCCUGUCCGGAUCAGAUACUGAUGUGUCAACUUCCACGGAGAACCUUACCCGCGAGGAACGCUACGUACUGCGUCAUGCCCGCGUUGAACCGCAAGGCGAAGAGAACAUGCAAGGAAGUGUUACCCCCGUGAACGAAAUCCAGGGUCGUUAUAUCCCUGAUAAGUUCUCAUCGAAUACUUCCUCGGAUUCGACGCGUUAUGCUACUCCAAACAGCAGCCGAAGCAUUUCUGAAAGCCGUAACGGCAUGCAUACCUACGCUAACACCGUAAACGAUGGUUCUAACCGAAACUCGAUCAUCAGUACCGGCUCGAAUCGUAACUCGCUGAAGGAACCUAACUCCAACCGGUCUUCCAUGGACGUGUCGCAAUCGUCCUACAACACCCUCAUCAUCCAUGACGAAGGCAUCUACUCGUUGAACCGAGAAUACUCCAGUCCUCCCCCGUACAUGAAGAAAGAUAGACCGCGAUCGUACGGUGAAUCGCAACCUCCGAUUCAGGAGCUGUCCGAAAUCCCGGAAAAGUAUCUUAGCCAAAGUCACGUACUGAAACACCUUGCUAAGGAAGUGAAACUGCCGGCACGGACUCGCAGUGACUCCAACACCCGUGACUCGGGCGUUUCGGAGAAUACGGACUCUAGAGAUCCACCAAAGUACGGCCAACACUGGGUUGAAGCACAGAGCGCAUUCACUGAUGAGUCGGCCGCUACGCAAGCAAAUGCCAAACUAAAGAGUAAGAGUCAACCGGACUUGACGCGGCUGUUGGACAUCGAUCCGGAAGAGGUGGAAGCUAUGUACAAAGAAAAUCAACACCUCAAGCAACAGUUGAACAACUGUUUCCUAAAGGUUGCCAAAAGCCAAAAGCUGGAGCAGGAAAUAUCCAAUAUCUACCGGGUGCACGAGGAAUUGGUGCAAUCCUGUGAGCGACGCGAGCGACUGGAGAAAGCCGCCCGGACUCGUCUGCAGCAGGACUGCCGCAGACUUCAGGAGCUGAACCGAGCCUUCCGCGAUCAGGUCGAAGUUCUGCAGAAUCAACUACUUUCGUCGUCGGAUCAUCAGCUCGGACGAACGCAGCAGGACGUGCUCAUCUCGCAACUGGUGACGCAAAAUAAAUCACUAGUUGACGCAAAUCGACGUCAAUGCAUUGAACUGCAGGCGCAGAACGCGACGCUGGAGGAGCAGCGAAUUCACAUCAACGUGCUUGAUACGGCCCUGAAACGGCUGGAAGAAGAAUGCCGUCAGAAGCAGGUCUACGUGGAACGCUGCGCACAACUACAACACGCUUUACAGUCACUCCAGAAUGCCAGUGAACGAAGAGAGCAGGCGGAACGAAAACUUCGCAUGGACUACGAGAAUGAUCUACCGAACCGCAGCGGUAGCAGCACCAACAGCGAAACGGACAACCUCAAGUGGCAGCUACGCGAAAAGGAAGCACAGAUUAUGAGACUUGAAGCCGAAUGUGCCAAACUGGAGCAGCGCAACUUGGAGGAGUCGAAUGUACGAAAUGUCGCCAAGCUGGCGAUGGAGCGCAACUCGCAGGAAACGGAGCGAAUCAUUGCCGAAGCGAAGCAGGAGAAGAUCCGCUACCUGGAUGAGGCGCAUGCAGCGAACCGUAAGGUGACGGAGCUGCAAACACGACUUAAACUGGUGGAGAAUCGAUUGGCCGAAAAAGAGGCCAUGAUCCGAGCUUAUCAGGGACAAAAAAUCUAUGGUUCAACAAACUCCUACGGAUCGUACAACCUAUCGAACGAUAGCUUCGCACUGAAUUCACUAGGAGCAUACAACUCGCAGGCGUCGUACGAUGUGUCGAACAACUCGUUCGACGUGACCACUACGGCCUCUCUGCUGGACACGACCGGCUACUGUCCGAACGUGUCGUCCAGCUUUACCUCGAACUAUGGACAGACCAACCCGAGUUUCAACCAAAGCUCGAUCAAUCUGCAGACGGCGGGCGGCAAUAGCUACAGCUCGCCAAGCAGCAGCUCUAACUACAGUACCAACUACGGAGCCAGCGAGCACGCCACUAUCUACGACUCGAAGAACUUUGACGCCCAACGUAAAUCAAUAGACGAUCAGCUCAAGCAGCUGGACGAACAGCUGCUCAGCAAGCGAGGACUCUGUUGCUUUCCGAGUCUAACCACGAAGAAACCCAUUCAGCCGUUACUUUCCGAUGAAGUAUCCGUCUUAUCGACGAACAACAGCGAAGCUUUCCUGCAGAAUCUUACUCACAUCGAUCCGCGUGAUCGAGAGAGACAAGAUCGCCGGGAUCAGGAAAGCAUCACUGGUGGCACAGGUGGUUCGAAUGGCAGUGGCAAUGGUGGUGGCACUAGCGGAAACAGUGCCAGCGGGCCCAAUUCAAGUGGAGCAGGGAGUUCUACCAAACCGGAGGACAUGAUGCUCCUGGAGAAACAGGGACGCUGCUCACAGAAGCUACGCAGCAAUCAGUUGAGUAACCUAGCGCACGUCACCCAAACGGUUGGGCAAAAUAUGACCGAUAUAAGUAACAUAGGAGGGAAUAAGGUUCCUAAAAUUCUAUCCAACAUUGCCCAACAGGCGGGAGGUAUCCUUCCCCCACGGAAGGAUCGUGGUGCAUCGCUACCACCAAGCGCACUGCCAAGACCACCGCGAAGUUUGAAACCACCACGCAAAAUUGAAUACGGAAGGCUCAGCGAUUCCGAGGGUAAGAAACGUGCCGAGACACCUCCUGCAACAGACCCGCAAAAGGAGUACGAAAUGAAGGCGUCCAGUCUGAAACGGAUGAACGCUGGGCCGUUUAACAAACGAGAAUUUUCGCCCGGGAAAAGUUACAUCGAGAUGAAGGAUCCCAUUCAACUCGCAGCCAAAGACUACGGAACGCUCAAAUCCAAAAACUUCGGCUCGCUCGGAAAUACCUCAAUUCCAUCACCAAGCAAAAAUGAGAGUAAAUUUGGCUUCGGGACAAAAACUUCCGCUUCCGCAGUCAAUAGCGGAGAAUUUUCCAAGCCAGAAUACACCUCCACAAAGAACUAUCAUCGAUUGGAGGAACCGAGCUUACAGUCCCGCAAGAGCUCCCUAGACUCGGCCGGUAUGAAACGUUCCCUGUUGCCUAACGUGCGCAAACUAAGUUCAACCACUGUCAAGGGAUCUCGGGACUCUCUGAACUCCGCCUCCAGUGGAUCCAACAAUUCCAACAACUCCAAUCACAUCUCCAGAACGAGUCCGAUGCACUCUCCACAAACUCCACAUCCACCAACCUCGCUGGUCUACCACCUACAUCACGGUCGAACACCUCCACGGUUCAUCCACCAUCAACAGUCAACGUCGGCUGAGUCGACCAAGUCUUCACUUCCGUCGCCACAAUCUCCAACGGGAGCGCUGCAAAAUUCUCCGUUUUUCAACAAACUGGCACCCAAACCGUCACAGCAGCAGUCUCAUAAGACUAGCAGCAGCACAUUGCCCAGCGCGAGUAUUCUUCACGCGGCCGUUACGGCUUCGGCUACUUCGGCCAUUGGGCAGCAGACUACGGCUUCGCUUCCACCGAAACCUGCCACGGAUGGUGCGGGGAAGAAUGGAAGCGGUGGAGGAAGUAGUAGUGGUUCGGGCGGUCAACGAAGAGGGAGCAGUUUGACCCGAAGCGAGAACAAGUACAGGAUACAGUUUUAGGCGAGUGGUGGGUCUCACGAGGAAGCGGAAGUAUUCAUUGUAUUAAAGGGGAAAUUUUUGUAAGAAGGAUAACUUUUUUCGAUGUGAAUAGUUGUAGGCAUAAAGUAGUAUUGGAAAGUAUUCUUUUUCGAUGGGUCAAAUUUGUACACUUUGGAGUUGAAGAGAGAUUUUGGAUCUGAUUCUGGUUGUUCAAAAUUGUUCUAGUUUAGUUCCGCAGAAGAGAGGUCAGCUGUGGUAAUAUAUUGAGACAGCAAUAUUUGAAA
Messenger RNA from Aedes aegypti (yellow fever mosquito), 5049 nucleotides. RefSeq lists its product as uncharacterized. Gene Ontology annotation, cellular component: cytoplasmic vesicle; plasma membrane; bicellular tight junction. NCBI's taxonomy places the organism in Eukaryota, Metazoa, Arthropoda, Insecta, Diptera, Culicidae. The transcript has 9 exons. Gene Ontology annotation, biological process: actin cytoskeleton organization; regulation of cell migration. The coding region runs from base 788 to 4786 and encodes 1332 amino acids. The record is from RefSeq and is a predicted model, not a curated record.